Molecule: messenger RNA, 2519 nt
Organism: Pyrus x bretschneideri (Chinese white pear)
Lineage: Eukaryota; Viridiplantae; Streptophyta; Magnoliopsida; Rosales; Rosaceae
Product: mitogen-activated protein kinase kinase kinase 20-like
Exons: 2
Coding region: 240-1214 (324 amino acids)
Biological process (GO): protein phosphorylation
Molecular function (GO): protein kinase activity; ATP binding
Source: RefSeq, a predicted model, not a curated record
AAAUAAAAUAAAAUGAUAAAUAGGAGAAGAAAUUAGUAGCCCUAGCCAAAAAGAAGAAAUUAGUUGCUUGAUGCUCACGUCGUCUCUGUAGGUAGCUUCAAUUCAAACCCUAGACGACCGUUAGAAGGCAGAAUAUCACCGACUACACGUCUUCAAAACCCUAAGCCACCCAACACACACGCACUCAUACACUAGCUUGUUUGCGUUCACCACUGAUUCUCCGCAACAAGUUCGAAAUCAUGAAAAGGAAGGCCGAAGAAGAAGAGCUGGGGAGGUUGUGGGGCGACGGCGAGGAGUGGGAGAGAGGAGAUUUGCUCGGAGAAGGCUGUUUCGGGUCGGUUUUUCUUGCCUUUUCCAAGAAAAACAAACCCAUUGUUAGUGCUCGUCCACCACUGCCUCCGGUCAUGGCUGUCAAAUCUGCUGAGCUUUCCCAUUCCGAGUCGAUUCAGCACGAGACGGAGGUUCUCAGCGAAGUAAAAGGCUCCGCUUUUGUGAUUGAUUGCUUGGGUGAAGAAAUCACAACCAGUGAGGAUGGCGAUCAGAUGGUCUACAAUUUGCUGCUCGAAUUUGCCGCAGGGGGAACCCUUGAUGGCCUGAUCAGGAGAUUCAAGGGCCGGGGUUUGCCGGAAUCCGAUGUCAUAAGUUACACAAGGUCAAUUCUCCGAGGGUUGAUACACAUUCACGAGUGCGAUUACGUCCACUGCGAUUUAAAGCCGGAGAAUAUUUUGCUUGUGCCUGUUGCUCAUACUGGAAGGUUUGUGGCCAAGGUUGCAGAUUUGGGAUUGGCUAAGAGAACCAAAGAGGAUGUGGGUGGAUGGAGAGGCACUCCGAGGUAUACGGACCCGGAUGCUUUGAUGGAUAACGUGCAAAAUCAGUCCUCCGAUAUCUGGUCUGUUGGUGCCAUUGUUCUAGAGAUGUUAACAGGCAGCCCCCCUUGGGAUGUGAAGCCCGGCUCCGAUCUUGAAGACUUCUUAGACAUGGUUUCUCAAGAAAUUACCCCCAAAAUUCCUCCCGGUAUCUCAAGUGCGGCAAACGAUUUUCUCAAGUGUUGCCUAGCCAUCAAUUCUUGGGAAAGGUUAACUGCUGAACAAUUGUUGUUUCAUCCUUUCAUGGCUGAGCCACAAGUAUCCGAAACAUGUCAUUCUUCUCUGGGCUAUGCCGUUGUUCCGAAAAUUCAGCCCCCAGUGGGUUUAGUAAUACCAGCCGGACUAUAGAAGCCCUCUGUUAUGUCACAAAUUUGAAGCAGAAGUUUCCCAUUAUCGACCUCAAAGCAGCAAAACUACAUCCAGGCCCAAAAUUUUGGUUAGUAUGCUGUUGUUGGGAAAGUUACCAUCGUAGUUUUUAUCUAUAAUUCUUCGCUUGCUUAGGCUAUAGAUAGCAGAGAAGUGCCGGCAGCAAGCAGAGGCACAUUAAUCACAUAGGACUAGGCGUGAAAAGAUGAUUUGAGAUGCUAUGCACCAGUAAGAGUGAAAAACAGCAAUCUGAGUACAAGGGUUAACAGUUUCUACUUUUUUUAAUUUGUAAGUCAGUUCUUUAUCUACCAAGAAUCAAAUGUAGAAUGCUUUUAUACAAGGAACUAAGAGUGUAUUUUGUGGAAUAACAGAAGAUACAUGAAGCCUCAUUAUCACAGAAUGAAAGUAUAAUUACGUUGCAGAGCAGGGCUAGAUACAGUGUUGCAAAAGAGGACGAAUAGACACCUAGAUUUUGGUAGGUCUUGCUUCUAAUUUUCUUUGGCAAGCUAGUCAUAACUCUUGUUUGUGUUUACAAAAACCCAAUUUUUGUUUUAGCUUGCUAGUUCUUGUAUUUGACUAGUGUAUGUUUGUUAUUGGUCGGGUCUUACCUAUGUCUUAAACUACCCCAAUUUUUGCGUAUUUUACUGAGAGAAGGGGAAUAUAAACUUACUUGUUCUUCACUUCAAAAAAAUAAACUUAUUUGUUCUAAAUCUUGAAAUGUUUCUAAAAUUUAAAUGCUUAUCCGCUUUUUUAAACGUGAUUUGGUUGAUUCAAAAGAUAAAAUGAGGAUCACUUGUGAUAUUUUCGUGAUGCUUAAAGCUUAAAGCUUUUGGUUCUUCCUCUGUUCCUUCCGUUGCUUCUUUUGUUUGGUGGCUCUCUAUCUGCAGUGUAGUAGGUGCCAUUUUCUCUGUUUGGCUUGCAGAUUUCAGUGGUCUUCUCUGUUUUGUUCCUUCUAGUUCAGCAUUUGAUCCUGACAUAUGGUAAAACAAUUAUUGGUCAUCACCAUAACUCUCAUCACUCUUUGGAUACAGAGAAGGCUGCUAUUCUGGAGUCCAAGAGGACUGUUACGUAUGAUCCGUAUUCCACACUAUCUUAUUGGAAUAAAGUCACUGUUAUCUGCAAUUUCACCAAUGUCAGCUGCAAUAAACUGCAUUGUCCUGCAGAACUUCUUCUGCAAGGGUUAAGAACUUGUAGGGCAGCCUUCACCUGCCAUUUCUAAAUCUAACAUUACUUCUCAACUUACUUAAUUUCUUUCGCUAGCUGAUACUUUGUUACUGACUUUUUGAC